UUUAAGAACUAAUUGUUUUUAUUGUGAUUUGUGUUCAUUGUAAUCGAUGUAAUCUUAAUAAAGGUCAUGGUUUUAUUAAAAAAGCAUUUUUACUGGUUGUAAAAAAAAAAAAACAUUCAUAACAUAAAAGUUAUGUAACUAUACAAAUUGGGUAAAGUUAAGCAUCAAAGGGUACCUCAUCAUUGAAUAAUUCACUAUUAUGGAUAUGUUAAAUAUGAAUUCAAUGACAAAUUGUUGCAUACAGUAACAAAAAAAAAAAAAUAAAUAUAAUUUCUCAAACACUGGAUUUACCCAAUGUUAAACAAUUGUAAAAUUUGGGUUGAUCAGAGUAAAAAUCAAAGUAUAAUAAAUAACUAUGUCAAUUAUGGCUUUCGAAAAAUAAAAUAUUCUACAAUUUGUUCCAACCAUUUUACAGAAAAUGAUUAUUGUACUUGGACAGAUAAAAAAAGAAUCCUGUAUAAAUGGUCUGUUCCUGGAAAAAUGUCUUUGAAAGAACUGGAAACAUCGCCUGCAUCUAAUGUGUAUAGUGAAAAACGUUUCAAUUCUAACAGUAGAUAAAGUACCAGGACGGAGUCCAAUAAAACCAGGAUUAAAUGCAAGCGUAAAUGAAAAUAUUUAUGUACAGACUCAUCAGGAGCUUGCAUCAAUAGAUAAUAAAGAUAACCAUAUUUCUAUCCAAACAGUGGAUAAACUGUCAGGAUGGAGGCCAAAAAUGGCAAGCAGUAAAUCUGAAAGCAAUAUGUGUAGAAUUCCAGCACAUAAACCUAGAUCUUUAAACUUUGGACAAUCACAAACUGAUUUUGAUAGUUUUCUUUCUUGUGGAAAUAAUGUUAAGCCAGAUUCAUCUAAGUUUUAUUCGGCCAUACGAAUGUGCAUAACACAACAACUUCUAGUUCAUCCUACAUCUGGAAAUUGUGAAAUAGAAGCUUGUGAGUUUUUGACCAAAUGCAAUAACUUAUUGAAGAAUAAACAAAAAUUUAAUAUGAAAUUAAAACAUUUGGAAAAUGAAUAUUCAUUAGCUAACGAAAUAGACUCCUCAUUUGAUGAUAAUUUGAGUGCCGUGAACAUUGCAUUCAUACAGUUGGAUUUGCAUGAAGAAAAUUCCAUAGCAUAUGUAGCUGGUUGGGCAUGUUCCAAACUAAAUCAUAUUGAAUGCCUUGAUAAAUUAGCUACAGAAGAUAAAAAUUAUAUUACUAAUGUUGUCGAAAAUACAUUUAUUUCUAUGAAACAAUAUGAUGAUUGUUAUUUACUCUAUCCAUUUAAAAUGAUUUUAUUUACUGACAUUCCUCCAAAUAUUUGGGGCAUCAGCUUCCGCAACAUUAACACGGACUACUAA
Aphis gossypii (cotton aphid) is the source of this 1336-nucleotide messenger RNA. RefSeq lists its product as uncharacterized. NCBI's taxonomy places the organism in Eukaryota, Metazoa, Arthropoda, Insecta, Hemiptera, Aphididae. The coding region runs from base 518 to 1336 and encodes 272 amino acids. The transcript has 7 exons. The record is from RefSeq and is a predicted model, not a curated record.